Messenger RNA from Tachysurus fulvidraco (yellow catfish), 3460 nucleotides. RefSeq names its product ubiquitin interaction motif containing 1 (gene uimc1). Lineage: Eukaryota; Metazoa; Chordata; Actinopteri; Siluriformes; Bagridae. The record is from RefSeq and is a predicted model, not a curated record. Gene Ontology annotation, cellular component: BRCA1-A complex. Gene Ontology annotation, molecular function: histone binding; K63-linked polyubiquitin modification-dependent protein binding; DNA binding. The transcript has 18 exons. Gene Ontology annotation, biological process: double-strand break repair; positive regulation of DNA repair. The coding region runs from base 328 to 3186 and encodes 952 amino acids.
ACUAUAGUACGCUAAAAGACACGGAAACUGCUUUACACAUACUAACUAGUACAGAAGUAUUCAGGAAGUCAGUGUUUGGGCCCAGAAAGUAUUUGUGCUGAUAGCCGUUAGCGCUACAGUGCAGUUCAGUGAAUAAAAAGCUUUCCAUAGGCACUGAAUGUUAGUUAGUAUCUAAAGUUUAGUUUUAUUGUAGAAACGUCGACUAGGCGCUUAAUUUAAAAGUCUUCCAGUUAUUCAGCUAAUGUUUAUUAUUUGUGUCGUGAUGUGUAGCUUCCAGCUCGGUGUGUGCUAGUGAGAGACGUGUUGAGUGUAAAACAGAUUCACGUCAUGCCUCGGAGAAAAAGGAGCACAGUGCGGAGUGAGAGACGGAGAAAAGUUUGUCGGAGAGACAACAAUAACGACCAGGAGGAAGAGGAAGAGGAGGAGGAUAACACAUUGGUUAUCUCUGACUCUGAUAGUGAUGAAGAGGAAGAAGACAGUGCCAAGAAAGUGAGUCUGAGAGCAGCGCGACGCCUAGAGAGGGAAAAGAAGGAACAUGUACAAGACAUGACUGAGGAGGAGAUGUUGGAUCUAGCUUUGAGACUCAGUAAACAAGAGGCAAACUGUGCAACCCAGAGAGAACAAGUGGAAGAUGACGACAUGAGAAAAGCCAUGGCAGAAAGUCUUCAGUCAGUCGGCUGCAGUCAAGCUUCAGAAACGAGCUUCAAACGAGUCCGGUCCGCGCCGAAGCCUCACCAAGACCGAGACGCCGUAUCGGCACACGUUCGAUGCAAGCUCUCCUUUUCGAGUAAGGACAAGAAAGCCGGCGUGAGCAUAGACGACGUUCCAAAUGCACAAGCAAGCGCUUUAAAAAGUUCCGAGGAGGACGGAGCGCUUCUGCCGAUGCCUGAUCUGUCUCAGGGGACGUUAUCGCGACCUUCGCCUCCGAGUCCGACCCUCCCCUCUGUGCCUUCUGCAGAUUCUCAAGAAUCCUGCUCUUCACGUCUGGCUAAACAGGAAUUUGACGCACACCGUCCCGAGGAUGCGUCUUCGCAGAGCGACGCUCCGCUCGAGGGGUCGCCCGUCUUCCUCCGUCAUUGCAGCGUAAGACUGAACCAGAACGUUCUGAGCUCAAGCAGAUCCUUUAGGAUUUCCUCACAUACGACCAACAGCGCUCUCGGCUCAACCAGCCCGAACCCAAAGUCCCAAAGCAGCCCGCUUCCUCCCAAAAGCCCCGUUUUUCCUAAAACUGACUUAAAGAGAUGCACUCAAUUAACACGGGGUAAAUUUAGCGAUUCCCACAGCAGCCGUUCAGACGGCGUACGCAAACCCGAAGACGCGUUUCAAGAAUCCUCCAGCCGUAAAUGCAGAGAUUCCCCGAAACGCCUUUCACGCGGCAAGAAAGCUCCGUCGUCAUCACGCGCCUCGGCGCCCGAAGACGACAGUCAGGAAGCUGGCAAGGUGAAGGAACAAGCGAAGGAAGAAUCCUCUCGAGGAACCGGAUUAAGAACUGUGUCAGACAGAGCACCGACGUUAGACACGUCUUCUCCUGCAGACGGCUGUCCUACGGAUGGGUUAAUCAGUCACAUGGUCCUUCUUCUGUCAGAUGAUGAUGAUGAUGAUGACGAUGAUGACAAGAUUAUUCAUCCGAGCCCGGUCUUCCCUCAGGGCCGUGCUUCGUGCGCAGGCAAGCCGAAGCUCUCGCCGACGCAACUCUGCCCUUCCUCACCCUCAGCCAUCACCACACCAGACUCAAAUCACACCAAAUCCUCUUCCCAGGUUCAGUCUGAGCAGCCUAAUGUGUCCAGGAAGUCCUCUGACUCCAGACUCUCUUCAGCAGCCGAAGGGAAGGAUAUAGGUGUUGUAUCGUACUUCUGGGGCAUCCCGUUCUGCCCCAAGGGGCAAAGCCCAGACGAUUACACCCGAGUCAUCCUCACCCAGCUGGAGGUGUAUGAGAAGAGCCUGAAAGAGGCCCAACGACGGCUACUGCACAAAGCCGACUGGGGCCUUCCUGUGUUCCCGUGUCCGGUAGAGCGGCCACACGGCAGGAGACUGAAGCGACACCGAGCCCCUCGGCUUCUGGACGAAGACGAGGAAGAAGAACAAGAAGAAGACGAGGAGAAGGAAGAGGUUCAGGGUCGAGACGAGGAAGAAAAAGAGAAAAAGAAAAAAGUGGAACGUAAGAAAAGAGAAGACUCUCAGUCCUGUUCGGAAGAAGGAGCGCAGAACGGUCAGCACGAAACCUACGUCGUCGUGUCCUCCCCUGAGACGCAGGAGGAGCUCGGGCAGAAAUCACCCUUAAUGCUUGGGCAAAAAGAGUCUACAAAUCCAGCGAAACCUUCCAGUUGCAGGAAACUUAUUCCUCAGGACCUUUCAGAAGACACUCAGAUACAGUCAGAGCCCGAUGAGCUCGGAGAAGAGGUUCAGGACGGAAGUUUCGACAUGGAGGGCGCCGUGUGUCCAGAAACCCAGAUGACACCAGAGCUGAUGGUGACCAGUCCUGCACAGUCAAACGCUGACGGCAUGGAGGUGGACGAAGUGACCGAGUCACCCCCUGAAGCUGACCUGGGAGAGAGGAUGGAGCAGGAGCGCCCAGGUGAGGAGCCGUCGUGGAUGGAGUCAGUUCCUUCUCAGGUGGAGUGUCCCAUGUGCACUCGCCUCUUCCCUCUCAGUAAGAUCGAGGUGCACGCGGCCUACUGUAACGGCGCCGUGGAGGAGCAGGUCCAGGAACAGCAGGACAACCUUUCACAAGCGAGCGCUAGACGGAAGAUCACGAGAAGAACAACGGAGGACGACGUGACGUUUGAGAAAUCAGAGCAGCGAGAGAAAUGCUUCUUGUGUAAAAAGUUUUUCACGACUAAGGAGUACAGACAUCAUGUGGAUCAGUGCAUUCAACAGAAAGCGCUCGGACCAAAGCAGGGAAACGGCUUGCUGUCUGCUUUAAAUCGGACAGAAACGGUGCAUCUGGAUGACAGCAGAGCUGGACCCUCUAAUACUACUGCAAGAAACAGUCGCAGCCUCGCAGACACGUCCGUGACGCCUGGUGACAGCUCGGACUCUCAAGCUUCUGGUUAUUACGUCAGCUCGUCUCCUAUCAAAUCCUUCACUCCCAUAUCAGAAAUCACCGACUGCCUCAUAAACUUCCGGCAGCAGUACUCGGACCGGACCAGCCAGAGACUCGGGAGGAAGAGGAAAUUCAAGAGAUAGCAUUAUAAAAAUAUACUCCAAAGCAUCGAUUAUUGCUUUCCUUUUAUACCAAGGCUACAUUGUGUGCCAUUUUUAUGUUAUUUCUAUAUUAUAUUCUAAUUAAUAUCAUUAAAUGAUCCAGUAAUGUUAUUUAAGGUGCCUUGUUAUUUUGAAUUUUGUAGAGAUAUUAUGUGAUGAUGUACGAGGCAGAAAAAAAAAGAGAAACCGUUGAUGAAACAUUUUUAUAACUGAUAAUAUAAAAUCCAUAUACAAUAAAAUGAUUUUGCUCGUUUAA